GUAAGUAUAGUAUUUAAAGGGACUUGUCAUUUGGGUAUAAUUGGACUUUAAGGAAGGCCAAAGGGAUGCAGGAUUUGAAUUUAGCAAAAGUUUAAAGUACCUAGCAACAUUUAACAAUGGUUCAGGAAACAGUGAGGAAAAGAAAAAACGAUGCACUAACGGAAAAGAAGCAGGCCACCAAUGAUAAUAAAACUGAAAGUGAUGCUGUCGAAAAUGAAAUUAAACCAAAAUAUGGGCCACACGUCACUUUCUCCUACCAAAAAGUGUGGACUCGCUGCGUAUUGAUCUUGGCAAUAAUGUUUAUUGUAUGGUAUCAAGGAAAAAACGGCAAGGAAAUAUUUUUAGCUAAGCAGAAACAAGUUCUCAUCAAUCGUAGUGUCAAUGUCGAAUGCUCCAACGAUUACAGAAAUGAGAUGGAAAAAUUUCCUGGAUGUGUUCCUAAAAAGUGUGGCAGAGUAGUCUCUGACAAAUUAGUCUCAGGCUCUGAAGUGGACGUUCUCUUGAAAUUGGCUGAAAAUACAUUUAAACUUGCUGGAUCUGAUGGGGGUGCUAGCAUCUUAGACUUACAGAGCGGGGCCUUGAGUAAGGGCAGUAAAUUUAUAAAUGUCUAUGCUCUCGAUGAGGCUCAGAAAAUUUUUGAUAUGACUGAUUUUGUCAUUUACAAAGUUGUAAAAACAAAAAUACAACAUGCUAUAGCUAAUCAUUUUGGUAUUGAUGUCAGCAAAAUUCAUCUGACAAAGCCAACAUUUUUUUCACAAAUAACUAAUCUUCCUGCCAAGUCAAUACACGAUGAAUAUUGGCAUCCACAUGUUGAUAAAGAGACAUAUGAAUCCUUUCACUACACAUCUUUGCUCUAUUUAAGCGACUAUGGCCGAGAUUUUGAAGGUGGCAGAUUUAUUUUUAUAGACACUAACAAUGUAAACACUACUAUAGAGCCUCGAAAGGGUCGAGUUUCAAUGUUCACGUCAGGUAGUGAAAAUUUACAUGCAGUUGAAAAAGUCACCUCAGGAACGCGUUACGCACUCACUGUAUCGUUUACAUGUGAUAGUCAGUUUGCUGUCUCUGAUCCCAACUUGAAUUUGUUGAAACGCACUGUUAUAUGAACUAUUCGUUGAGUGAAUUACGAACGUUGUUACCGAGGAUUUCGAUUAACAUGACAUCGUUAUUAUCAUUUAUAAACAUGAUAAAGUAUUAUUAUGAAUGUUAGCAUUUAAACAUAAGUAUUAUUUGUAAGACUUACAAUGCACAAAUAUUUUUUUGCAUUUACUUAAAACGCAAUAAUUUAUAAUAUUGCAAUGUAUAUUUUCUAAUUCCAGAGUAGAUUAAAAUCCCUUGAAUAAACCCAUGAUUUAAAAAUUUUAAGCAUAUUUAAGGAGAUACGAGCUUAAAAAAAUUAAUCGUAACUACUCCCAAAUAGAUUCGUUGAAUGAAAAAAUGAAUCACGGUCUUUAACGGUUAUUGACAGUUUUGUACAGUAUUUAAAAAACCACCAUACGUCUCAGCUGUCAACUUAUAAAUUUUUUUUCUUUUUUUCUUUUUUUUGUGAAAGAGGAUGAAAUAAUCGUUCUGUAAUAUUAUGUACUUAAGCAAAAAAUAAAAAGGCAAUUUGUAUACAGAAUGCAAAA
Copidosoma floridanum is the source of this 1625-nucleotide messenger RNA. Its product is annotated as 2-oxoglutarate and iron-dependent oxygenase domain-containing protein 3. The record is from RefSeq and is a predicted model, not a curated record. Lineage: Eukaryota; Metazoa; Arthropoda; Insecta; Hymenoptera; Encyrtidae. Gene Ontology annotation, cellular component: membrane. Gene Ontology annotation, molecular function: oxidoreductase activity, acting on paired donors, with incorporation or reduction of molecular oxygen; L-ascorbic acid binding; iron ion binding.